Messenger RNA from Staurois parvus, 780 nucleotides. The record is from the annotation of a GenBank genome assembly. Lineage: Eukaryota; Metazoa; Chordata; Amphibia; Anura; Ranidae.
AUGCUGGCAAUGGUGUCCUUGCUGUGCGCUGCACUGUUGUGCCUCCUUCUUUUUGUGGUUUGGAAAGUGCGUACAAAUGGCGAGUGGGCACUCUGGUGGCACGACAACUACUUGGAACGGUUAAAGGACUUUGUGACGGGCACCACGCGGCCAAUCAGGAUUCUGCAAUUCGUACAGCGCUGUGCCAAGCAUGGAGACGCCCUCAGUGUCAUUUCUGCCAUCGACUCUUUUUGCAGCAAGGUGGAAUGGGCGAUGAACGUUGGAGACAAAAAGGGGGAGAUCCUGGAUGCUAUUGUCUUGGAGACCCGUCCCCGGUGGGUGCUGGAACUGGGCACAUAUUGCGGUUACUCUACAGUGCGGAUCGCUAGGUUGCUGCCCCCUGGUGCGCGGCUUGUUACAAUAGAGAUGAAUCCACACUAUGCCCAGGUGGCCAAAGAAGUAAUUCAGCACGCAGGGUUGGAGGCACAGGUGGAAUUGUUGGUGGGCUCCAGCUCCAUCUUGAUCCCUCAGCUGAAGAAGAAACUGGACAUUGAGAAGUUUGACCUGGUGUUUAUAGAUCACUGGAAAAUCAGUUACCUCCCAGACACCAAACUGCUGGAGGAAUGUGGAUUGCUGAGAGCCGGUUCUGUUCUUUUGGCUGACAAUGUUGUGUGCCCUGGAGCCCCAGAUUACCUCCAUUAUGUACGGAACAGUCCUCAGUAUCAGAGCCAGUAUUAUCAGUCCUAUCUCGAGUACCUACAGGUGGAGGAUGGCCUAGAGAAAUCCAUCUUCCUGGGUUGA